This is a messenger RNA of Erigeron canadensis, 1048 nucleotides long. Its product is annotated as probable acetyltransferase NATA1-like. The record is from RefSeq and is a predicted model, not a curated record. Bases 65 to 766 code for a protein of 233 amino acids. NCBI's taxonomy places the organism in Eukaryota, Viridiplantae, Streptophyta, Magnoliopsida, Asterales, Asteraceae. Gene Ontology annotation, molecular function: N-acetyltransferase activity. The transcript has 2 exons.
AAACCUCACUACUCAUAUCCAACGGCGCACAGUCACAUUCAUAAAAACAACAAUAACAAAAAAAAUGGCCGCCGCAGCUCCACCGCCACCACCAACAGACACACCAGAACUAAACAUGAACAACCCAGAACCCCACCAUCUUUUCACCCGGAUCCGACUUGCCACGUCAUCAGACACACCACUCAUCCACAAAAUGAUCCAUCAAAUGGCUGUCUUUGAACGUCUUUCAGAUCAAUGUGUAGCCACUGAACAAUCACUUUCCGCCACUCUGUUUUCACCCACAAACAUCCCUUUUCAAUCCUUUACUGUUUUCUUAAUUGAAGUCUCCAAACUACCCUUUAGCCCAAAUUUCAUCAGCCCAAAUUUCAAACCCAUUUCCAAGAUUCUAAAUCUUGAAUACCCAGUUAAUGAUCCUGAAGAAAAAGUGUUCAAAUCAUUAGUGGGUCAGGAAAAUGGUGAUGUUUAUGUUGCUGGGUUUGUUUUGUUUUUCCCAAAUUAUUCAACUUUUUUGGCUAAACCUGGGUUUUAUAUUGAGGAUUUGUUUGUUAGGGAGUGUUACAGGAGGAAAGGAUUAGGGAAAAUGUUGUUAUCUGCUGUUGCUAAACAGGCUGUUGAAAUGGGGUUUGGAAGAGUUGAAUGGGUUGUGCUUGAUUGGAAUAUUAAUGCUAUUAAGUUUUAUGAGGAAAUGGGGGCUAAUGUUAUGAAAGAAUGGAGGGUUUGUAGGCUUACUGGUGAUGCUUUGAAAGGCUAUGCUGAUAAUGGAUGAAUUACAUUUUAUCUUUGUAGUGGAAUGGUUCACUUAUGAAAGCUGAAAUUGGUUUUUACACAUGGGAAGGGUUAGCAAAAGAGCAACUUUAGGGAUGUGUAAUGCAUUUUUAUGUUCGGAAAAUGAUUGUGUCACAGAAUAUACAUUUCAUAUUUGGUGGUGUUAAUAUCUAUUGACUUGAAAUUGAUUUCCUGCAUUUUUAUGUUGGAAAAUGAAUGUGUAACAGAAUAUACAUUCCAUAUUUGGUGGUGUUAAUAAUUUAAUAUCUAUUGACUUGGAAUA